Molecule: messenger RNA, 186 nt
Organism: Sphaeroforma arctica JP610
Lineage: Eukaryota; Ichthyosporea; Ichthyophonida
Exons: 1
Source: RefSeq, a predicted model, not a curated record
CACCUGUACGCACAGCUGCCGGAGAAGUUCGGUACUUUUGUGGCCGACUGCUCUGCGCUGUUUGCAGGAGGUGUGGUGGAUACGAAGUACAUCGCCGACUUCCACACGAGAGACCCGGCGAGUUUCCUGGAGUACUUGUUCCGCAAACGCGUACGACACAACGCACGGCGUGAACUGUCUGAUAAG